CAAUAUCAAACAAUAUGAACGACCAAAAUGGCGACUACAUUUAGCUCUGGAAGCCAGAGCCCUACAUCACUUUCUCGGACUAUAGAUCGUGUAUUUGAAGAUGCACAACACACGGGUGAAAUCAAUUUAAGUGGAAGGAAAUUAAAAGAGUAUCCACAAAGUGUCUCCGCCAAAUAUGACUUAAUAGAUACGAUAGGAGCAGAUCUGUCCAAGAACAGACUGCAAGAUGUCCCAAAGGAAAUAUGCGACUUCGCAUCCAUGGAGAAACUCAACUGUUACCACAAUGUGCUCAAAUUUCUCCCGGAUGCCUUGGUCCAGCUACAGGCUCUCACCCAUCUUAACCUAAGUCGGAACCAGCUUUCCGUGAUCCCAGCAUUCAUCUCCCAUUUACACCAACUGGAAGUCCUGAUUGCUAGUCACAACAAGCUGGUCUCGCUUCCGGAGGAGAUUGGUGUUCUCGACAAACUCAUGGAAAUAGAUGUGAGCUGUAAUGAGAUUUCGCACCUUCCUAACCAGAUUGGAGACCUCAAAUCUCUCCGCUCCCUUAAUGUACGACGCAACCUUUUAAUCGAGUUACCAAUAGAAAUAUGUAAAUUAAAUCUACGAAAGCUGGACUUUUCAAGUAACAAAAUCUCAAAGAUACCAACAUUAUUUCGAAAAAUAGAAACCUUAGAAGAGAUCUGCCUAGACAAUAACCCCUUAACCCAGCCACCAGCCCAUGUGUGUACAAAAGGCAAACAACACAUCAUGAAGUUCCUCCAGAUUGAGGCUAUCCGGGAGGAGAGAAAGAGAGGUGUAAUGAACGAUGCGGAAAUGAAACGCCUGAGGAAAUCUCUACCGCCACAACAGUCCAUAUCAUCUGAGGAAUUCCGUAACAUGAUGGAAUCUCCUGAAAGUAAAGCAUGGAAACGACACACAGUCCUUAGCAGUGACUCUGGCUACAGCACGACUGACAGUAUAGAGAAAUGUGGUUGGUCGACAUCAGAGCAGACAAAUGGAGACAUCAGCCACAUGGAGGACGCAACUCAUCUCUCGCUGAAAACGGCGGAGAUGGUCCGAGAACAACGUCAUGUGAGAGAUUUGGACUAUCGUCAUCGGCCGCCUCCGCACGAACCGAGACACCAUCCUCCCCCAAUUACACUGGUCCCACAAGCUGACAUACCACCCAAGUCCCCCGCCCUUACCCCCAAAACUCCUACCCCGCAGUAUAACCAGCAUCCAAUGUAUUCACAGGCCCCUCCCCCACGUAGCCCGGAUGGCUACCAGUCCAGCAGUCCACAGUUGACCCCCGACACGCCGGUCGCUAUCCAAGUACCGGGCUUUGACGACCAGUUCUCCAGGGAAUUGCAGCGUCAGAAGUCAGACUAUGAACGAAGGAAGAAGAUGGCGGAGCAGCUUAGAAUGCAGCAGGAACAGGAGGACGAGAAGGAGCAGCGCAGACGUGCUGCAAUCAAGCUGCAGGAGGAGCAAAGAGCACUGCUGGACCGGCAGCGUGAGGAAAUGAGGGCUCAGGAAGAUGCAAGGUUAGAGGCUCAGAGACAAGAUGAAGCAAGAAAGAGGGAGGAGGCCCGAAUACAAGAAGAGUGUCGCAUACAGGAGGAACAAAGACUACAGGAGGAGGCAAGGUUACGGGAAGAUCAAAGACAGAGGGAAGAAGCACGGCAAAGGGAGGAGCAUAAACAACAUGAAGAGUCGCAAUACAAAGUGGAAAACAAUUACGGGUACCUACACAACACAUGGCAUGCUCCUGACUCCCAGACCAGUCACUCUGGGUACUCGCCCACAGGGUAUUCACCAACAGGGUACUCACCAAAGGGGUACUCGCCUACUGGGUACUCAUAUGGGAAUCGCUAUGACAGCAGUCCAACGGAUACCUAUAGCAUGCAUUAUGGAAAACCAGGCCUUACAUCACAAAGUUUUAAAGAAGACCGGAAAACGACGUCUAGUAACACCCAUUACCGAAGGACAGCCUCUGACAGUACUCCUAAACACCCCCCGUCAUCCAUACCCCAUAAUACUGCUCCCGGUCGCUCAAAUCACGUUAAGAACGGUCCCUCCAAUCCAAGAAGUCCCUCUGGGUCAACAUCACUCGUGUCACCAAGUCCUAGUCCCCGCUCGUCAGUCGGAUCUGCCGGCCCGAGUCCUGCCUCAUCAACAUCAUCUGUCAACAAAGCAGGUGAAUCAAAGCAGAUUCCAAGUUCUGUGGCGAGACGAGGGAAAAUAUCGGAUCGAGUCGCUGCAUCAACAAAUCCAACAAAAGGCCCUGCAGGUUUGGAGCGUCAUGGGCGAGCUACGACGGCAACCACGACGAGUACAUCCAGUCGUCAAACAGCUAUGUCAAAAACGUUACCAAAUACAUCAACAAACAGUGUGAGGAAAAACCAUGUCACAGCUGAGGAAGAGUUCCGCCAGAAACACCAGGCACUGAAAACUUCCCAACACCAGGAGGCACAGCGAGCCAAGUCAAGGGCGGAUGAUCCUAACAAACUCCGACAGACUCAGAGAGAGGCUGUUAACAACUUUGUUUCCAAGAGACAAAGUAGUACAUCGUCUGAUGAAGAUAAGAAGAAAAUCCUUGCCCCCCGCACCAAUUAUUCCUCCAUGUCUGCCAAGCGCCAGGGAGCAGUGAUGUCCAGUAGUACAAUGAAGGUGAUAGACAGCUACAAAGACACUGAUCCAAAUUUUACAAUCCGGCGGCAGAUGGAACAACAGCGGGAGGAAGGGGAAGUCAUGGAGAAUUUACGAAAGACCAUAGAGACCAAGUUGAAAGUGACACUUCCUGAAAAUGUCCAGGAUGUACUAAGAGAUGGUGUACUUCUAUGUCAGUUGGCGAACAGUAUACGGCCGCGCUCUGUUACCAGCAUACAUGUCCCCUCGCCUGCUGUGCCAAAACUGACCAUGGCAAAAUGUCGGAAAAAUGUGGAAAACUUCCUAGAGGCUUGUAAGAAAAUUGGAGUAAAUAGGGAUCAAAUUUGUGCCGCACAAGAUAUUUUGGAAGAGAAAGGGAUCUCAAGGGUAGCAGUAACCAUAUCUGCACUUGUUGCCAUAACAACCAAUCCGAGGUCUUCUAAUGUCUGACAGUUUCCCACAGACAAACAUAGAUCUAAAAGGAAAUAGUCAUUUGGCCGCUGUGUCACUUGAUAUUAAAUACAAAUACGGAAAGCAUGUCUAGCUAUCAGCUGUCAGUGGCAGUGACUCUUUCUGUACUUGGGUAGGUGAGCUGUCUAUGUAGGCUCGGGGCCAGAUCUACCAAAUCUUAUUUGGUCAAACCUUUCAUACAAUUACCAUAUUUCGUAUGACCUGCCAGAUUUGGUGGAAAAAACCUAUCAUGUUCGUAGGAGAAAUAGGCUACUGUCAUAUUUUACCAUAUUUGGUAAUGCUAGGCGUAGCACUAUGAGCAUAUUUGGUACAAUAACCAUAUUUGGUCAAUAAGAUUGCGUGUACCUAAACUGCAUUUGUAGUUUUGCUCUUUUGUGGCCUCUUUGUGAAAAAUGGCAAUAUAUACCAUGUUAUUGUCAUUUUAUACCUAAUAAGAACAGAUAACAAGAAAUGCAGGUUGCAUUCAGUUAAUAAUCUUGAUUUCUUCUUAUUUUGUUGCCGUGGUGACAGCGUUACCAGAACAUGGCAAUAAGAAGAACAAUGACAAGAUAUGAGUUGCGUUGACAACUAAUAUUAACAGUUGGUAAAAACCAAUGUUUUGAAAUGCCUUAUAUGGUCUCUCCUUUGACAUAUUCGAUUCUGUCAAGGGCAGGUAAUUCUUUGCUAGCAAUUGUGCAGCUCUCCGAAGGUGACAAUGUGUCGUGACCGAAGGUGAGUGUGUCUCGUGACACUGAAGGGUGAAGGAUGACCAUACAAAACUUGUGAUAUUUUUUUGGCCUUGGUCAUGGUCAUUUCCACUCCUUUGUCGAGCAUUCUUCAGGAAGAACUCUCUUCCUCUUCGCUAUGUAUAAUGAUAUUUCGUAAUCUGUUUACACACCUAAUGAUCCUUCCCUACCAGAGUUCUACCCUGCCAAUUUAAACCAGGGUGUUUUUGUGUAUGCUAAGGCUAUUUGUGUACCUAUUUAAGCUUGUGAAACAUUUCUGCGUGGAUAUGCUUAGAUACACCUAUAUAGUGAACAGAGAAAUAGUUUUGCUUCUGGAAAUUAACAAUCUGUAUCUUAUAUUUUAAUGGACGUUUAUACAAGAUAAAGGAAAACAGAGGAAAAUAAACAAUAUUCAAUUGGUAUAAAAAGGAACUUGUAUGAAGAAAUAUCCUAGAUGCAUUUUAAAUAACACAUUUCAUUUCCAAGAAACUUAUUAUUUGUCAUAACUAGCAAAUUGACUGGGAUGUGUAAGGUAUAAUGAUGGAAUUUUAAUCGGAUAAACAGGACAUGAUUAAUAAGAUAUGUAUAUAAUGGGAUGGAAUUCGGGGUAAAUGUAAAUAGUAUUUCGUGCAAGAUAGCCAACAUAUUUAUACUGUACAGCUUAGCAACGAAAUAUAGGUUGAUAUGACUAAAGUGUGAAAUAAGAGGGUACAUAUUUAUUAUCAUAUUACUUCAGUGUGAUAGACAACACAAGUAAAGAAAUUUGUCAUGUCGGGGGGGGGGGGGAUAAGACAAAAAGAUUGUCUUCGUGGACAGUCAAACCUGGCAACCAGAUGGAUUGAUUAGAUUCUGUAGUCUUAUGGAAUAAAAUAGUAUUAAGUCUUGAGUAGCUAUGUGGUGAUAAUUAUCGGAUAGCAAAAUUUUCAAUUCUUAAAUUGAAAGUGUUUUCUUUAAUAGCUGUAUUUACCCUAGGUAGGAUUGAGGGUAUAUCUUGUACAAUGAGUAAGUGUAAAAUGCAUGCAAUUAUAUACGAUAUACCGAUAUUUAUAACAGAUAUUUUGCUUUGACUGCAGGCAGUCAAAAUAGGCUUCCAUUUGAUACGUCAUGCUACACAUAACCUUGGUAUAUUGUAGUAGAAAAUGCUUCUAUAUUUACAUUGGUCUUAUAAGUUAGCCAUAUGUCAAUGAAAACCUGUUCUUUUUGAUAGUUAAUAAAUAAAAGAUUAAAACGGGAUAAAUCUAGAAGGAAAAUAAUAUUUCAUUCCUAAUCUGAAAAUGUACGCAAACAUUUAACUAUGAUUGAUAUCCUCUUAUUAAAACUCAUCUCAAAUGGCAUACACCAUCCUUAAAAUCCAUGGGUUCUGUUCCCAAUAUGCAUACCCUGUCUACAUUCUUACUGCGUCGUGUCAAAAUCAAUGGCCUUUUCUGAUUGGUCUGAUUGGUUCCAUGGAGACGUUGAGAUGUGACCAGUCGUUUCUGAUUGGUCUGAUUGGCUCCAUGGAGACGUUGAGAUGUGACCAGUCGUAGGCCAGUAUGUUUUCAGUUUACAUGGAAGCUACAACCAAGUUAAAGUCUAUCAGUAUAUGAAUAUUCUGUGGAGGGAAUCCUUUCAACCAAAACAAAACCAAAUGUUUUCGAAUUAUGCAUAGAUUGGUUAAUUUAUUUCCGCACGGUGGGCGGAGAGAGCGUUUGAAUUUGUUGUGGCGUAUUCAAAGUGUAAAGAUAAUAAACAAUAUGCAAUGUUAUAAAUUAUACAUUUAUUGGGAAGAGGACCCUUGGAUUUAGAAGUUGUCCGUUGUUUCAUUCAGCUGUUCAGCGUGUGCAUACUGAUAUAUAUUGCAUUUUCAUUGUGAAAACAUAGAUACCAUUUGUCUCGGUGAUAUAUUCGUCCCUACAGAUCUCCCAAAUACAUUUCUAGUGCAAGCUUACCAGUCCCUCGUAACUUCGGGUUCGCUAUUAUCGUCCACAUCGAAGGCACUUACCUAUUGAAAAUGUCUCAAAGAUAUCGCUAUAUAAUCUUAUAUAUUAUAUAUGUAAAUACAUCAUGUAAGUUAAAUUGUUCUUUGUCGAAAAUAAAUUGGUGUUAAAACUAUUUGUGUGUCGGAGCAUAUCAAAACCAUUUUGAAUACUUAAGUUUCCAACUUUUGCAAAUCAUGUUCGUCUUGUGCACACCUUUCAAUACUUUGUAAUGGUUUUUUUCUUCAGUAUAGGAUUUAAUGCAAUAAGAUACGUUACAGGAGGUACUGGUGUAAAGUGAAAACUAUUCAUUGUGAUUUAAGCAAUUUUAACAUAUGAUUAUGAGAAGGAAGGAUAUUCUGUUUUCCACGCUUUGGUUCAAGUUCCAUGUCAAUUCUAGCAAGCAUGUAUGCCGGAUUUGAGACAUGUCAGAUUUAGAAGCCUUUUGAUUUUUUGGUUGUUGUGGCAACUGGUUACCCGCUAAUAACAUCAAGCCGUUUCAGUUGUUCCACGGUCACAAAGCCAAGUAGAAUUGAGCAUCCAGUUUAAAUGUAAUCAUAACAAAUCAGAAAUAUCAUGAAGAUAUUAAUUAUUGUCCAAUACAUGUAAAAAAAAAAUUCAAUAUCAUGUAAAGAAUUUUUCAUGGGGACAUUUAACCCAGAUAUUAGAUGUACAACAUGCAGUUUUUCCGUGUGCCUACCUAUAUUACUAAGAUAUAUUAAUCCUGGGUGUGUGACAAAGUGGCGCCAUACACCACUGUUCGCUUAAUAAGGAAGCUUGUAUAAUGGGUCUAUUGAAGAAUUUAGGAAACAAAUAACAUUAUCAGUAUUUCAUACACGCUCCACCAAGACUCACCGAAACUCACCGAAACUUUGAUUCUACCUGGAACCGAUUGUUAUACCUAUUGUUUGACAAAUCGUCUAUCUCAACUACUAUAUAAAAGUGUUUGUCAUAUGGAAUUUGAUUUGGCACUGGGGGAAAUGUCGGUUGUGAUAAUAUAAAGUAGCUUAUGGUAAAGAUUCAUAAUGUCAGUUUUGGAUAGCUUUACUAGCUUAACUUCCAAUCCACUACUAUAGUCCACUUCCUAGGGACUUAGAAUUUCGAGAUAAAACACAUAUUCCGUAUAUCGAGGAUUAUAAUGACAAAUUCGGUUGUUUAGUUUUAUGGUCAUCUAGCAAGAUUUUAAAACUUCCCAAAUUGGUUAACUACAUACAUUUUCUUUUACCAUUGAUAGAACUUUUCAAAGUGAUGAAAAGAUAUGUCUACUAUUGAAACACAUCUUAUGUUCAUACGGAGUUCAUUUAUCGUGGAUGGAGAGCAUUAGGUAAUCACUCGGAAGUCCUCUAAAUAUAUGUGUAGGUAGUUAAGGAGCGUCAAAUGUAUACUUAGUAAGCAUAUUUUACUUUUUAUCUAGUUUUACUGCAAGCUACCCGAUCCAUUCCCAUUUUGAAGGUUAUGUGGUUGUCCAUGGAUCGGAAGUUUCCGGUUCCUGUUUCUGUUCAUAUUCACACCGUUACUAUUUGUAUUUUGACAUACGGACAACACGGAAUAUGCAAACAUGUCUCGGGUCGUUGUCAAUGUGUUCUGUAGACCUUGUAUGUGAUGAAAGCCUCAACAUUUGUGAUAUUGUUUUAGAUGUCUUCUCCUGCAAUGUCUGCCUGCUGGCACUACCAAUUAUUAUUUAUACCGGUUUUUGUUUACAGAUUUGUAAUUUUGAAGGGAAAAUUGUAUUUCGUGUUUUAACCAUGUUUCAGUUCAUUAAGCAUGCUUCAUCUCGGAAUAUAUUUUCAUUGUCAUCAUUGAAUGUAUCACAAAACGUGCUUUUUAUAGGAAAUGUACCUUCAAAAAUUAAAUUAAACCAAAUAAAAACCGAUGAAAAAGUGAAGAACUCUC
Molecule: messenger RNA, 7651 nt
Organism: Pecten maximus
Lineage: Eukaryota; Metazoa; Mollusca; Bivalvia; Pectinida; Pectinidae
Product: leucine-rich repeat and calponin homology domain-containing protein 2-like
Exons: 19
Coding region: 28-3078 (1016 amino acids)
Molecular function (GO): protein binding
Source: RefSeq, a predicted model, not a curated record